Messenger RNA from Leopardus geoffroyi (Geoffroy's cat), 2094 nucleotides. RefSeq names its product forkhead box E3 (gene FOXE3). Gene Ontology annotation, molecular function: DNA-binding transcription factor activity, RNA polymerase II-specific; RNA polymerase II cis-regulatory region sequence-specific DNA binding. The coding region runs from base 518 to 1471 and encodes 317 amino acids. Gene Ontology annotation, biological process: regulation of transcription by RNA polymerase II; anatomical structure morphogenesis; cell differentiation. The record is from RefSeq and is a predicted model, not a curated record. NCBI's taxonomy places the organism in Eukaryota, Metazoa, Chordata, Mammalia, Carnivora, Felidae. The transcript has a single exon.
GGUGAUCCUGGGUGGCUCUCAUUUCUGCCCCAGCUGGGGUAGGAAGGACCCAGAGGAGGCUAGGAGAGAAUGAUGAAGAGGCAGGACCAGGAGGAGCUAAUGGGGAAGGGGCCCCAAAGAGCACUGAAUGGGUGCAUUGGUGAUUAGCAUUGAGGAGACCCGAAGAGGAGGGGGUCGAGGGACAGGCGGAAAGGGCGACGGGGCCAGAACCAGGACCGCACUGACCCAGUGGACAUGGGGAAGGGAUGAGGCUGGGUCCAGAAGGACUGACCCAAAGGGACGAGACCAAGGGAAGGGCGACAUGUAGGUGGCGGGAGGGGAGGGGGGGGGUGGCUGUGAGCCUAUUAAGGGGAUUGGGGAAGCAAAUCAGGGAGGAGGCGCUGUCCGGCGGGGAAGAUCGGAGCUCUCUCCCCAGGCUGGGGAGGGGGAGGACGAGGGAGGGGGGCCACAUCCAUAUAAGGCGGGUCGGCGGCCCCUGCUCUCUCCGAGUAGCGCGGGCAGGGGCGGCCGCAUCCCGAUGACUGGGCGCAGCGACAUGGAGCCGCCGGCCGCGUUCUCGGGCUUCCCGGCCCUGCCCGCGGUCGCGCCGUCGGGGCCGCCGCCGUCGCCGCUCGCCGCGGCCGAGCCGGGGCCGGAGCCCGAGGAGGCGGCCGCGGGCCGCGGGGAGCCGGAGCCCGCCCCCGCGCCCGGCCCGGGGCGGCGGCGGCGGCGGCCCCUGCAGCGCGGGAAGCCGCCCUACUCGUACAUCGCGCUCAUCGCCAUGGCGCUGGCGCACGCCCCGGGCCGCCGCCUCACGCUGGCCGCCAUCUACCGCUUCAUCACCGAGCGCUUCGCCUUCUACCGCGACAGCCCGCGCAAGUGGCAGAACAGCAUCCGCCACAACCUGACGCUCAACGACUGCUUCGUCAAGGUCCCGCGCGAGCCGGGCAACCCGGGCAAGGGCAACUACUGGACGCUGGACCCCGCGGCCGCCGACAUGUUCGACAACGGCAGCUUCCUGCGGCGCCGCAAGCGCUUCAAGCGCGCCGAGCUGCCCGCGCUGCCCGCCGCCGGCCCGCCGCCCUUCCCCUACGCGCCCUACGCGCCCGCGCCCGGGCCCGCGCUGCUCGCGCCGCCGCCCCCCGCCGCGCCCGGGCCCGCGCCGCCCGCGCGCCUCUUCAGCGUCGACAGCCUGGUGAACCUGCAGCCCGAGCUGGCGGGGCUGGGCGCCCCCGAGCCGCCCUGCUGCGCCGCGCCCGACGCCGGCGCCGCCUUCCCGCCCUGCCCGGCCGCCGCCUCCCCGCCGCUCUACACGCCCGCCCCCGAGCGCCUGGGGCUGCCCGCGCCGCGCCCCGGCCCCGGCCCCGGCCCGCUCCCCGCCGAGCCCCUGCUGGCCCUGGCCGGGCCCGCCGCCGCGCUCGGCCCGCUCGGCCCCGGGGAGGCCUACCUGAGGCAGCCGGGCUACGCGCCCGGGCUCGAGCGCUACCUGUGAGCCUCCGCGGCGGCCAGCCCCGCCCUGCGCGCCCCGUCCUGCCCGGCUUGGCUCGGCUCGGCUCGGCGCGCGCCUCGGGGACGGAGCGCGCCUGUGACACCUGGCCGCCCCCACCCCAUUCCCACCUGUGAGCCCCCUCGGGGCGCUCCCCCGGCGCUGGAUCGGGUCCCAAGUUCCAGAGCUGGAGCGCCACCAGCGAGGGAGCCCUGAGCCUUCGGAAGCCAGACUUUCGCUGUGAAGCCGCCUCCUCGACUGGCUGCUAACUUCUUCCGCCUUCCCUCGAGUUUUCACAACACAUUCGAGGUCAGACUUCUGGGUUCAUGACUCCAUUGCUGUCUUGCCUCCAUUUCCCAACAAGUUUGCCCCCACCCCCACUUACCUGUCUGCAAUUUUUUGUUUUUUUUUUUUUUAAACUGGGAGAGAGCGCCCCUUCUGCACUGACACACCUGUCUAUUUCAGUCCGGGAGGACAGUUCUUCGAGAUUUCUGAACAAGCCUUACCAGGGGCUCCGGACUGAAAGGGGGGUUAGUGGGCUGCCCCACCAUUUGGAAAACGUAGGGCUUAUUGGGUUAUUAUUUUUUUAAUUAAAGUUGGUUUGAUUAAAAAGAAAGAAAAAAAUCUUC